AUGUUGGUCAUAUCGCGAUUCAUAUGCAGUUGUAGCAAGUGUCAAGAGCAUUCGGACAGCGAGCGGGGUCGUCGAGCGGUGCUAGAUGAAAAAGCAUCAGUCGAGGUCCAGCGAGGUAUGCGCGGAAUGGAGGGAGCAUCCGGGCGGCUGCGAUUGUUACCAGUUAUCACUGAAUGUUUUUCACCGGGCAUUUUGUGCCGCUACAAAAAACCACAUAAAGGGCGGGCGCGGCUCGUUUGA
Arctia plantaginis is the source of this 240-nucleotide messenger RNA. Lineage: Eukaryota; Metazoa; Arthropoda; Insecta; Lepidoptera; Erebidae. The record is from the annotation of a GenBank genome assembly.